Messenger RNA from Penicillium alfredii, 243 nucleotides. RefSeq lists its product as uncharacterized. Bases 1 to 243 code for a protein of 80 amino acids. The record is from RefSeq and is a predicted model, not a curated record. The transcript is spliced from 2 exons. NCBI's taxonomy places the organism in Eukaryota, Fungi, Ascomycota, Eurotiomycetes, Eurotiales, Aspergillaceae.
AUGUCGGCCACGACGUUCGAUGGCAAGGACCCGCCUUCCCUUCCAGUGCCUGAUCCCGCCAACCUCGACUACUGCAUGCAGGCGCAAAUCCGCUACAGCUGCGGCCACUCAACCGGAGGCGAGUUCAUCAAAUGCCGCCGACAUAUCAACAAGGAAGACGAGCGAUGUUCGAAUCGAUCAAUCAUCCACAUCGAUGGCAAGCAUUCGCCCCAUAAGUGCCGCUCAUGUCUGAGAAGCGCGUGA